UUUAAAUGUUGUUUAGUUGUCGUUUUGCAUCUUUUAUUUUCAUAUUUAUUACAAGAUUCGGAUAAAUUAACAUUUUUAGGGAAUGACCAAGAUGAAGAAAAAACUACUGAUAAUGUUGUAAAAGAUAAUAAACAAAAAAGGAGUUAUUCGGCUAAAGGUUCAAAAAAUAGUCAUGAUAAAGAAAAACCUGACGUAGAUAGUGAACAAAGGAAUUGCUUAACUGAAGUGACUAUAAAAUGUAGUGAUGCUCAUUCGGAUGAACAAUCGAAUUCUGAAAACUCCGAUACUGAUUUAGAUGAACAUUCGUUUACUUCGAAAGAUAAUAGAGAAAAGAAAAAUUUAAUAAAAUGGAGAGAUGAAGAGAAACAAGCAAUUGAAUUUUUUUUUCAUAAACAUAUCAAACAUAGGAUUUCUCCAAAAAAACAAGAAGUCCUGCAGUUAAUGAAAUUGUAUCCGAACCUAUUCAAAGACCGGAAAUGGGAUCUUAUAAAAAUUUACGUACGCAACAAAUACAACUCUGAAAGUGAAAAUAACACUAUACAAUUCGUCUCAGUGCAAUGCAAAGAGGACGACCACGUAUCUCCUUUUUUAUGUAUGGAUAUUAAGGAAGAACCAACACGUGUUAUGAAUAGCCAAGACUUUCAAGAUGAUUAUUCUGAUCAGAUGAAAGUAGAAGAAAAAGAAGAAGAAUCGCCCACCACUUUGGACAUGGAUUUAAAGAUGAUGUUUGAAGAAGAUAAUGAACAAACUAAUACCAGUAGUACAAUCAAAACGGAGCAUCCAGUCGAAAAUAUUCAGUUACCUGUCUCUUCCUUACAGACAAAACUGCCCUUACCUUUAAGCAAUUGUCAACUACCUGCCAACUCAGCUCUUUUACUAAUUCCUGAAACACAAGAGACGUCUAAUACACUAACUUUGCUUAAUUUGAAUAAGAUAUCACCAGUCAAUUUAUCAGAUACAAUAUCUAAUCCACCUCCACCCUAAAAUUUGAAUGAAAAACUCUCCAAAGAUUUUUUUGCAAAGCAAAUCUGACGAGAACAUAAGACUAUCUGUUAUUUUGUUUUGGAAUAAGAGAAAUAAUUUUUAUUUGUGCUAUUAUGAUGAUAAAAAGGCUAUAAACGAAUUUACUUAUUUCCUUGAUUAGUUAAGGUCUUUGUUUCAUUGAAUGUGCGAUACAUUCUAAAUUCAUUGUUAAAGCACGCCCCCUUCUACUUCAUUUCUUCGUGUAAUUCGCGUAAGCACACCACCCUGAAAUAAAUCCCGUUCUGGAAGGGCGACUUUUGAAUUUUAUACACGCAAAACGAUUUGUAGACCAAAAAGUUUUAGAAAUACUGGCUUACACGCUUCAGUUCAUCGUAUAAGAAUCAUGAAUGUGCCUCAACUAAUAUACUGGAGUGCACAUAACAAAUACCUACCUUACAUUUUAAAUUAGGGCUACGUAAACUAUUAUUUAAUUAUUUGUGGCGAAUUACAGAUAUGAGUGAUGUAGUUAGGGGUGUAUUCUUGUGGUGUAUCUAAUAUAUAUUUAGUAAAAACUACCUGAGCGACCUAACUCAUUGCUUAAGAGUCGAGACAGAUGUAAAAAAAAGCUAGAAAAUCUCUGGCGAAAUUACGAAUCAUUGCGAGGACAAGUCAAGUUAGUUGCUUUAUGUGUGAAAAUAUGGAAAAAACGAACCUUCCCGUAAUUAACAUUAUGUAGAUCCAUAUUUUUCGUCCGUGUAAACUCGUAUGUUGUAAAUUUCAUUAAUGUCGCUGGAGCCGUUUUCGAUGUCUCAGUUACAAAUAUAUAUUAUAAAUAUUA
Agrilus planipennis (emerald ash borer) is the source of this 1801-nucleotide messenger RNA. RefSeq lists its product as uncharacterized. The record is from RefSeq and is a predicted model, not a curated record. Bases 442 to 984 code for a protein of 180 amino acids. Lineage: Eukaryota; Metazoa; Arthropoda; Insecta; Coleoptera; Buprestidae. The transcript is spliced from 7 exons.